Molecule: messenger RNA, 970 nt
Organism: Salarias fasciatus (jewelled blenny)
Lineage: Eukaryota; Metazoa; Chordata; Actinopteri; Blenniiformes; Blenniidae
Gene: fam131c
Product: family with sequence similarity 131 member C
Exons: 6
Coding region: 175-942 (255 amino acids)
Source: RefSeq, a predicted model, not a curated record
CUUCCCCUCUUCUCCCUCAGCUUCUCCCUCCUCUCUCCUCCUCAGCUCACUGAUCCCUCCGCUGCUCCUGCUGCCUGUUCUUCCUCCUCCUCCUCCUCCUCCUCCUCCUCCUCCUCCUCCUCACCUUCAGCGUCCACCAUGGUGAACAGAUAACCGCCCGGCCAGCCUGAUACCAUGGGGACCUGCCUCUGCAAAGGUCACAAAGAGCUCCACCUCUCUAUACCGACUCUGCAGCAGACCGAAGAGGGUCAGUCCUCCUCUGUCAAGGACGGCCAGAAUCCCUCCAAUGGCAGCGUGGCGGACAAAACCAGCCGCUAUGACAUCGGCGAGCUGGCCACGUCUUCUCUGAUCGGUCUGGUGGCUACGAUAAAGGAGCAUAUCACCAAGCCGACGGCGAUGGCCCAGGGCCGCGUCGCUCACCUGAUCGAGUGGAAAGGCUGGGGCGGGUGCGGCGAGGCCGGAGGAGGCCUCCGGGGCAAGGGAGGCGGAGGCUGGGGGGGGAUGGAGGCCGAGCUGCAGGAAGACGAACAGUUCUACUCUCAAAUGACGGAUGAGAUCAAGGAAGCUCGCUUCGCUGCAGGUGUAGCAGAGCAGUUCGCUCUUGCAGAGGCAGCCAUGAACGUGUGGUCAAUGCAUGACGCCUAUGAGCAGCCGUCCACCAGCUUACAAGCGCCGCAGCCCCACUUCCUGUCCCAGUUCCUGAUCGACGGCGGGAGCGUGGGCGUCCCCCAGCACCUGUACAGCAUCCACGCUCAGGCGUACGGCAACGACGGCGCCGUGAACCUGCUCCCCCCGCCGCAGGUCAACCCCGGCCCCCAGACGUCGGCGGCGCAGCAGGACGCCGAUCAUCCCUUUGAGGACGGGAGCACCGUGACUGCAGAGGCCGCCGUCCGGCACGUGGACAGCAGCUCGCUCUCUGAGGACGAUGUUUUUUACAACUAGGCCAGUGGGGGUGGGGGGGGAGAAAAAG